Messenger RNA from Contarinia nasturtii (swede midge), 2697 nucleotides. It is a transcript of the gene Pxt, whose product is annotated as chorion peroxidase. Bases 230 to 2650 code for a protein of 806 amino acids. The record is from RefSeq and is a predicted model, not a curated record. The transcript has 14 exons. Lineage: Eukaryota; Metazoa; Arthropoda; Insecta; Diptera; Cecidomyiidae. Gene Ontology annotation, molecular function: heme binding; peroxidase activity. Gene Ontology annotation, biological process: response to oxidative stress.
UCAUUAUUCUGAAUACGGAUAAAUCACAAAUUGCGUCGAUUUGCCGGAGGAUUUAUAAAGUGCAAGUUUAAUCACUUUGCUCUCAACCACUAGCUCGGUGAAAUCGACUUCGUCGUAGAAUAUAUUGUUCAGCAUCACUUUUCAUCUUAAAUACUCUAUUUUUAAUAGUAAAUUAAUUAGUACAAAAUAAAUAAAAGGAAUCGCCGAAAAAAAACAUUACAUUGUUAAAAUGUUGUGUCGCUUUCAACAACCAUUUGAACGAUGGUUAAUGGUUAUUCUUCUAAUUAUUUUUACAUUUGAGAAAACAUGCGGUUUUACAGUAAAACAUCAGAGAGCAGCAACCAAUGAGCAUAAGAAAUUUCAGCCAACACCAAAUUUAGUUAAUCCAACAUUUUUCAAAAAAUGUGAUCCAUGUCCACAUGGCGUUAGCUGUGUCCCAAGUAUCCAGUGUCCGGCACACGUUCGUAUGUCAGCACAUGAAAAGCCACAGAUUUGUGAUUUGCCACAUGGUGGUCACGGUUUUUGCUGUACCACUGGACGGAAUUUUACCACUCACCACAAGAAAACCGCUGUACAUGGUCGAAGUGCAUUGACGGAUGUCACAAACAACAUACUCCAGCUAAUGAAAUCGGUAAUUAAUGAGGCGAGCGAACACAUCAACGAUUUGAACGACGAAGAUCCACAAGUUGCCAUCGUUAAUGCACAUGAUCAACCUGAAUUUAUGCAUAAUCUUCUCUUUCGAUCGUCCACAGAAUCUGAAAUGAAAGCACAGCAUGCAAAUCAACGGGCACUUCACCAGGUGUUUGCCAGUCGAAUUUUCAAAGAAAGAGAAAAUGUGGCUGAAGAAGAUUUUCAAUUAGGUGAUGUUCUUGCACCGAUUGACGGUACACCGUUAGAACGUGUAUGUGAUCAAUUUCCAGCUUGUCCGCCACAAGCGUUUCGUUAUCGAACCAUCGAUGGAAAAUGCAAUAAUCCAGAUCCAUCAAAGGGAACAUGGGGCGCGGCUGGUUCACCAAUGGAACGUCUGUUGCCACCUAGUUACGAAGAUGGUAUAUGGCGACCAAGAUUAACAUCUGUGACGGGAGCACCUUUACCAAAUGCAAGAACCAUAUCCCAGCAAUUGAUUAAAGAUGUGGAUCGACCACAUCCCACCAUCAAUUUGCUAUUUAUGCAAUUUGGACAGUUUAUUACGCAUGAUGUAUCCCAAUCAGCUUCGAUUAGAACGCAUGAAGGUUCGGCAAUUCGAUGUUGCUCGAAAGAUGGACGUCAUGUUUUGCCCCGUGAAUCAUUACACUUUGCCUGUUUGCCAAUUAUACUUAAGCCCGACGAUGAGUUCUACAGUCAAUUCGAACAAGGAUGCAUGAAUUUUGUUCGCUCGGCACUUGCUCCAGAUGGCCAAUGUCAAUUAACUUAUGGAAAACAGAUUAGCAAAGUGACCCACUUUAUCGAUGCUUCGGCUGUUUAUGGUACAGACGAGAAGACUUUGUCUGAUGUGCGAAGUUUUCAGGGUGGUCGACUUCGUAUGCUUGAUGAUUUUGGUAGACAGCUGUUACCUUUAACGCUUGAUAAGAAUACCUGUGUCAGUUUAGAUAAAGGUCCAUGCUUUUUUGCCGGUGACGGUCGGGCGAGUCAAAUUAUUUCGCUGAUGGCAUUGCAUAUUUUAUUUGCACGAGAGCAUAAUCGUAUAGCUGAUAUUUUAAGCAGUUUGAAUCCACGAUGGUCGGACGAUGUAAUAUUUCUUGAAACAAAACGAGUCGUAGAAGCCGAAUUCCAACACAUUACGUAUAAUGAAUGGCUACCGCUGGUUAUUGGAACGGAAACACUCCAACGUUUCAGUUUGGGAAUACGUGAAAGUGGAUAUUCGGACGAUUACAAUCCGGAUGUGAAUGCAUGCAUCACUUCGGAAUUUUCAACGGCUGCUCAACGCUUUGGCCAUUCAACUGUUGACGGACGAUUUUUCAUUGAAAGAGGUAAUGGACAAACUGAAGUUAUACAAAUUCCGGAGGUAUUUUUCAACACAAAUCGCUUGCGACAGCGCAACUUUUAUGAUGAUAUUUUGUCUACACUCGGACGUCAGCCCAUGCAGGCGGUCGAUUCAGUGGUUACACAAGGGUUGAGCAGAUUCCUUUUCGCUGGGUCGAAUCCAUUCGGCUUAGAUUUGGCAGCCAUAAACAUUCAACGAGGCAGAGAUCAUGGUGUUCGUUCAUACAAUGAAUAUGUUGAAGUGACUGGUCAUCGCAGAAUACUUAGCUUUGAUGAAUUCGGACCGGAGCUGGGUGAAAAGUUGGCUUCAGUUUACCAAAGUCCCGAUGACAUAGACUUAUGGGUAGGUGGGCUAUUGGAAUCUGCUCGUGGUGAUGGUCUUGUUGGCUCAACAUUCGGUGACAUUCUUGCCGAUCAAUUUUCGAAAUUCCGUCAAGGUGACCGGUAUUUCUACGAACAUUCGCCAGAAGUUAACCCAGGCGCCUUUACACCAGAACAAUUGAAGGAAAUUAAGAAAGCAUCCGUUGCACGUUUGAUAUGCGAUAAUUCUGAUAAUAUUCAAGUGCAAUCACCAAAAGGAUUCAUUCAAACUAAUGUUCCUGGAAAUGCACCGGUUCCAUGUAGUUCAAUUCCAGCUCUUAAUUUCUUGGCAUGGAAAUCUACAUAAAUCAAAUAAAUUGAUGUCGAGUUUCUCACUUAUUUUUUUAAUCAGGA